Molecule: messenger RNA, 384 nt
Organism: Chrysochloris asiatica (Cape golden mole)
Lineage: Eukaryota; Metazoa; Chordata; Mammalia; Afrosoricida; Chrysochloridae
Gene: PHLDA2
Product: pleckstrin homology-like domain, family A, member 2
Exons: 1
Coding region: 1-384 (127 amino acids)
Biological process (GO): placenta development; positive regulation of apoptotic process
Molecular function (GO): phosphatidylinositol phosphate binding
Source: RefSeq, a predicted model, not a curated record
AUGAAGACGCCCGGUCUGGUACUCCGCGAGGGUGAGCUGGAGAAGCGCAGCGACAGCCUGUUUCAGUUCUGGAAGAAGAAGCGCGGGGUCCUCACGCCCGACCGCCUGAGCCUCUUCCCCGCCGGGCCCGGCGCGCGGGCCAAGGAGCUGCGCUUCCACUCCAUCCUCAAGGUGGAUUGCGUGGAGCGCACCGGCAAGUACGUCUACUUCACCAUCGUCACCACCGACCGUAAGGAGAUUGACUUCCGCUGCCCGGGCGAGAGCUGCUGGAACGCGGCCAUCACGUUGGCACUCAUUGACUUCCAGAACCGCCGCGCACUGCAGACCUUCCGCAGCCGCCAAGAGCGCGCGCCCGCCGCGCCCGCCGAGCCCCGCGCGUCCUGA